Xylona heveae TC161 is the source of this 2490-nucleotide messenger RNA. RefSeq lists its product as hypothetical. The transcript is spliced from 2 exons. The coding region runs from base 413 to 2290 and encodes 625 amino acids. NCBI's taxonomy places the organism in Eukaryota, Fungi, Ascomycota, Xylonomycetes, Xylonales, Xylonaceae. The record is from RefSeq and is a predicted model, not a curated record.
CCGCUCUAGAGAUAUGAGCACGAAAAGCACAAUUUGAAUUCCUACCUGCAUCGCUGACAAGUAUUAGAGCGGCUUCGAAAAUAUGAUAUUUCUCGAUGACCAUUCGAAUCUAGACGUUCCCUCAUUAUUCACAUCGGAUUAGACAAUCUCUGAUGCGUCUUAUGCAUUGAAUUAUCGUCACCGAGGCACGAGCGGUGAAGGGCAAAGCGGCGCGGCCAAAGCCGCCAACUCGUUAAGCUGCUUACCAAUAUAGGUUUAGCGCAAUACUUACGCAGUGAUACAAAACUCGCUUCCCACCCCACAUAGUUGAUCAUCUCUUUACAUCUCGAAGACGUCUCGUCGACGAUUCAUCCGGGCUUCAUGCAGACGCAACGCUGUUUCCGGAUAAAAUUUCUCCUCUUUAACUCCAGAGAUGUCCGAAACAUCCGAUACUUGUAUCGUUUGCUUAGGUGAUCUUGAAGCUGAGCGGGAUGAACUCCCGCCGCUCGCCGCUCGUAUCAGCUCCCCUAGCUCAGAUGAAGCAGUUCCCCCUAAGGCAAAGGUUGCUUCUCCUCAGCAAGGCGAACGCGUUCUUAUUGCUCAUCUUCUCCCUUGCGGACACAACCUUCAUGAUGAGUGCCUAAGACCAUGGGUGGAACGAGCGAACAGUUGUCCAAUAUGUCGUCGGAGCUUCAAUUCCGUUGAACUUGUUCAAACAGUUGGAGGCCCUGUGAUAUCGUCAUAUCCCGUUCAGGACCGUACUCAAGUGGCGGAGAUUGACCCGUCGAUGCUUAUUGAGGAAGAAGACGAUUCCGAUUCAGCUCCUUGUAUCGUUUGCGGUGAUGACAGCGAGGAAGAACUGCUUCUGCUUUGUGAUGCCUGCAGCAAUGCCUGCCAUACAUAUUGUGCUGGUUUGGGACGUGAAGUUCCCGCGGGUCACUGGUACUGCGAGCCUUGUGCUAUAUCGCGAGCUAUUGCAGAAUCUGAUCCGGGAGUCUCUCCUACUCGAAGCGCCCAUCAUCCUGCAGAUCGCCGAACCAUCGGCCAGCGAAGACGGUUUCGAAACAGAAAUCAGAUUACCUCCUCAAGUUGGGCUCGGGUCUGGCAAUCUGUUUGGGACAGAUUAAAUAUUGAUCUCGAUUUCCCAUUUGACGAUGUGCACCAUUCUAGUUCUCGUCGUGCGAGAGAAAGAGAACAGGAGCGUGAGUUUCGAGAAUGGGAACGUCGACUACGUGUAGCGGAAAGGCAAGGAGGUGCUGCUCGAUUCCGCGACACAGCAAACACGCUUCUCGAGAUUCGGGGUGGCCGACCGCGACCCGAACCUCCAGAGCCCGAGUCUCAGGACGAGCUACGUGCUUGGAAUGCUUUUGAAAAGGCCAAGGAAAUCCAAACUACACCAUCUUCUGCUGGUCGAAAUCCAGCAAGUCGAAAGCGAAAGUCAGCGACUGCAUCGCCUGCGGAGCCAGAUCCUGUCCCUGAGCCGGAACGAAAACUUAAGAGACCUCGAACGCGUCGCAACCAGGAACUCAACGAAGCCUUUCAAGACACUGCUGGAGAAGGAUCCAGUUCUGGACGACGUCCAGGCGAACACCAUGUGCCGGCUGGUCAGACUACCAGAACAGGAUCCGAGGCGAAUGGGAGUGGACCGAGCUUCUUGCAGUCGCUCUUGAAAGAAGUUGAAAGCUCAUCAGCACCUAACGAGGAGAGUUCAUUUCGUGCCGGACAAUGGCCUGCUGCGAAUAACGACCAUGCAUCUCCUCGCAUCUCCUCGCCUGGGGCUUCACCGACUGGCUCCAACCACCCGUCACCCCGGGCACUCUCAGCUACUCCUCCGCCAUUUCCGAAUACAAGACCUGGUUCUCCGCUCCCCUUGACUUCGAAGAUUGAGCCAGUCUUUAUUCCUGCCGAAUUUUCUCCGCCGCGCUUGCCCCCUCUCGAUGGUUCAGGCUCAAACCAUGAAACGUCCACUGAUCGAUCACGCGGCAAGGUCCGUCCCUCCCGCCCCGCGCCAGCCUCAUCCCCACCUUCUAGCCCAUCUCGCUCAAAAGAUGGCUCUCCCACUCGACCAGCGAUCUCGCUAUCGGCAAAGGCCGACUUACAAAAGAUGGUCAGCGCGGCGCUUAAACCUCACUACCACAAGAACGAGAUAUCAAAGGACCAAUUCACCGACAUAAAUCGGAAUAUAUCUCGGAUGCUGUAUGACAAAGCUGGAGAUGUGUCCUUUCUUGAUCAAGAGGCCCGCGAUAGUUGGAAAAAGGUUGCAACCGAGGAAGUAUCGAAGGCAGUGGAGGCAUUGCAAUCGACAGAAUAGAAACCAUGGAGUUUUGUUCGGAAAGCUUUUCCAUAUUUAUACCUACACUGCACAGCAUCGACGAUUAUUUCAGCGCAUAGUCUAGCAUUACGGGUUGAUUUUUCAUAGGACGUCUCUCGGGUUAUUUUGAUGGACAAGGAUUGGAAUUUUGUGCAUGGCUGUCCAAGGCUUUGGGUUGAUAUACAUAUACCAUGGCGUUU